CACAAAAUUUUUAAAAAUGUUCCGCACCCUCAUGGAAAAAUUCCUGGGUCCGCCACUGUUAACGAACCGUUGGAUUUUGACUGCCACCCGUCGCCGGCGACGACUUCGUCGGAAAAUGGUACAACUGUUAAAUCGGAGCCGGAGAGUUUUGUGAGUUCGCCGGCGAUUUCAAGUUUUCCGGCGGAAUCGCCGCCGCAGACGGCGGAGCAGGAGAGGGGAAAGCAUUAUAGAGGUGUGAGGCGGCGGCUUCCGGCGAAGAAUGGUGCGCGGGUAUGGUUGGGGACGUUUGAGACUCCGGAGGAUGCGGCGGUGGCGUAUGAUAGGGCUGCGUAUCGGAUGUGGGGUUCGCGGGCUUUGUUGAAUUUUCCGUUGCAGAUUAAUUCCGGUGAGCCGGAGCCGAUGAGGAUAACGAAACGGAGGUCGACGUCGCCGGCGAGUUCGUUGGAGGAUCGAUCGCUGAAGAGGAGAAUAGUGGAUAGACAAUGAGUGUUACAUUGUGUCACAUUUUUUAAUUUUUUAUUUUAAUGUGUGUAAUGGGUGUUUCUUGUGCAUAAAUGACAAAGAUUUUUUUUAGGGUUAUUGAAUUUUAUCACCCCUAACUAUCGGCCUUUGGCCGUUGCCACCCUCAACUAAUACUUUGACACCCGGCACCCCCAACUUGACUUUUAGUUUGUGCUGACACCACUCAGUUAAAUAUUUACUAACUAAGUUUGUUUCUUAUCCUACAUGGCAAGACUUGAGGACGUGGACAAGAUGACCUCGAGAAUCUUGAUUACUAAACCCUCAUUUGUUUCGAUUCACCAGAUAUAU
This is a messenger RNA of Helianthus annuus (common sunflower), 810 nucleotides long. Its product is annotated as ethylene-responsive transcription factor 1A-like. The transcript has a single exon. Gene Ontology annotation, molecular function: DNA binding; DNA-binding transcription factor activity. The annotation marks the transcript as partial. Gene Ontology annotation, biological process: regulation of DNA-templated transcription; ethylene-activated signaling pathway. The record is from RefSeq and is a predicted model, not a curated record. NCBI's taxonomy places the organism in Eukaryota, Viridiplantae, Streptophyta, Magnoliopsida, Asterales, Asteraceae.